UCCGCCACAUUAGCUCUUUUAUUUCAUUUUUGUUCAAACCUGCGUCUCUUGUGCAAACUUGUUAUGGUCAAUGGUUUAUUGUGAUGUCCUUCACACCAACAGAAAAAGAAAUACAGUGUGUUGUUCACUGGUUUUCAGAAUGGUCGCACCUGCAGCAGCGGGACUUUCUCAAAGAGCUGCUGGACAAAGCGAUCCCGUGUCACCUUGACUCGCUGUUCGACUCUCUCCAGACAAUGAACGUACAGGACAAACCUCCCAACAUCUUCAAGUGUCAGAUCAAACUAUUUAAACAGUGGUUUGACACUUGGUCACAUGCUGACAAGAACACUUUCUUGAUCAAACUGAGGGAGGUGAACCCCGAUUUUGUGGACGAAUUUGAUAGACAACUCUCGCUACAGAUCUCCCUGCAAAAUCAGGAAGGUGAAACGUGACAGGAAAUGUCCAUUGUAAAACUGUUACGUAUUGCUAGAGCAAUCAUCAGAGGGUUAAAGUUCAGGAAAAGGUUAAAUCCUGAAAUCAGGAUUGCAAGCUUUUAAAUUUAGACCAUUGUAGAUUGUUCUUGCUUGGACAUUUGCAUCAAAAACAGUAUGAAGUACCUUGAAAUGAAUAUGAAUGACUUUGGAAACAUUCUAAAAAGCUGUCUUAGCCUCUUUACCCUGCUUUGGGAAUGAAUCCCUCAUACUCAGACAUACCCCCAGCCAUUUUUUAGGAUUGUCAUUUAUCAUCUGUUGGAACCCCCAAAUUAUAGAAAUAUUUUUUUAAUCUGAUAUACCCUAAACUAGUCUGUUUAUAAAAGGAAACAAAUCCUUUAUAUUGUGAGUUGUGUUAUCUCACUUUAGGAUACAUGCAAGAACUUUAAUUUUAAGAAAAAACAUUUUUAUAAAAUAAAAAUAAUGAUCAAAAUAUUUACAUGAAACUUGGAUAACAAUCAUGUUACCAAUGAUACAACACCUGAAUGUGUUGCAAGGCCCAACACUCUAAAAAUGUAUUAUUUAACCUUUAACUACUUUUGUUGACUGGUUUUAUUACAUCAGUAGCCUGGCAUUGGUGUACUUGGAUGGCCAUUGGAUGGAAAUAAAGAGUUUAUGAGGCAAUAGCAGGAACAUGCAUGUAUCAGAGAAAUUAAUAGAUUUGUUAUAUAGAAACUUAUUUUAUGUGUGUUCUUAUUUAAAGAGUCUUUGUUCGUUGUUCUUUUUUUUCAAAUGCAAUAAAAUGGGCCACCAGAAGCUUUA
Messenger RNA from Mya arenaria, 1232 nucleotides. RefSeq lists its product as uncharacterized. The record is from RefSeq and is a predicted model, not a curated record. Lineage: Eukaryota; Metazoa; Mollusca; Bivalvia; Myida; Myidae. The coding region runs from base 84 to 431 and encodes 115 amino acids. The transcript is spliced from 3 exons.